GACUUCCGGUUACUUAAGCGUCCUCUCGAGGCUGCGCGUUCUGUUGCAGGGGUCCGCGUGUGCCCCUCCAGCGCAGCGGCCCGUCCCGGCAGCUGGUGAACUACAUGUCGCUCCCUCAGGACCCGGAAGACGAACAGGGCGGCGGCGAUCCACCCGGGGACCUCCGCAGCGUCCUGGUCACCAGUGUGCUCAACCUAGAGCCGCUGGACGAGGAUCUCUUCAGAGGAACGCAUUACUGGGUACCCUCAACUAAGCGGCUGUUUGGGGGUCAGAUCGUGGGCCAGGCCCUGGUGGCUGCAGCUAAGUCUGUGAGUGAAGAUGUCCAUGUGCAUUCCCUGCACUGCUACUUCGUACGUCCAGGGGACCCGAAGGUGCCUGUGCUGUACCAGGUGGAGCGGACGCGGACAGGGGCAAGCUUCUCUGUGCGCUUCGUGAAGGCCGUGCAACAUGGCAGGCCCAUCUUUAUCUGCCAGGCCUCCUUCCAGAAGGCCCAGCCCAGCCCCAUGCAGCACCAGUUCUCCAUGCCUGCUGUGCCCCCGCCGGAGGAGGUGCUUGGCCAUGAGGACCUCAUUGACCAAUUUUUAAGGGACCCGAAGCUCCAAGAGAGGUACCGAGUGGGGCUGAACCGAAUUGCUGCCCAGGAAGUGCCCAUUGAGAUCAAGGUGGUAAACCCACCCACUCCAAGCCAGCUGAAGAAAAUGGAGCCCAAACAGAUGUUCUGGGUGCGAGCCCGGGGCUAUAUUGGCAAGGCACCUGGCCGAGAUUCUUCUCCAGGUCCCCUGCUAAGCAUAAGGUGCCUUUGUGCAAAACUGGAAGAAGAUACUUUCAAGGUCCAGGGUGGGAGACGCAGGCGAGGGCGACAUGAAGAUGCACUGCUGUGUGGCGGCCUACAUCUCAGAUUUUGCCUUCCUGGGCACAGCAAUGCUGCCCCACCACUGGGACUACAAGGUGGGCUUCAUGGUCUCCCUGGACCACUCCAUGUGGUUCCAUGCCCCUUUCCGAGCUGACCACUGGAUGCUCUAUGAGUGUGAGAGCCCCUGGGCUGGUGGCUCCCGGGGCCUGGUUCACGGGCGGCUGUGGCGUCAGGACGGGGUCCUGGCUGUGUCCUGUGCCCAGGAGGGCGUGAUCCGAGUUCAGCCCUGGGACUCAACGAGCAAGUUGUAGCCAGAGGUGCCAGCUGGGCCUAGGGCUUCAAGGAUCUCCCUUCUCCCCCUACUCCUGAGGCUGGAUUACCAUCCAGGGCUGGGCCUUCUGUCCAGGACAUCCAAUAAAGAGACUCAAACCAC
Molecule: messenger RNA, 1286 nt
Organism: Bubalus bubalis (water buffalo)
Lineage: Eukaryota; Metazoa; Chordata; Mammalia; Artiodactyla; Bovidae
Gene: ACOT8
Product: acyl-CoA thioesterase 8
Exons: 7
Coding region: 105-1007 (300 amino acids)
Biological process (GO): fatty acid catabolic process; acyl-CoA metabolic process
Cellular component (GO): peroxisomal matrix
Molecular function (GO): fatty acyl-CoA hydrolase activity
Source: RefSeq, a predicted model, not a curated record